Clunio marinus is the source of this 216-nucleotide messenger RNA. NCBI's taxonomy places the organism in Eukaryota, Metazoa, Arthropoda, Insecta, Diptera, Chironomidae. The record is from the annotation of a GenBank genome assembly.
AUGAGCAUAGAUGUGAAACAUGAAGAACAAAUAUCGGAAAAUAUAAAAGAUGCUAGCUUAAUUAUGCUUGAAAACAAAAUAACAACAUCAUAUAGAAAUAACAUUCAUAGUCAUAGCAUCAUGAAGGAUACAAAACUGAACCCAAACACCGGCAAUCGUCAUUUGAACACACAGAUUGCUUUGCCUCGAGGACUUUUACAGCCUUUUGGUCUUUAG